GGUUUUGUUGUUUAUACUUGUCAACGAAGUUAUCCAAUUUACAUUGCGUGAAAUGGUAAAACGACAGCCGAUCAAGAAACAAAAGUAGCUUCCGUAGCUGAAUUAGCUGCAUUAAUUUUAGUUUUUCCAACGGGAUGAACUUUUGAUAUAAUCAGAGGCGAUAUCUCAGUAUGCAAAUAUGUCAACAGAUGAGCGCAACUUUCGUUCAACCUACUAUGAAAAAGUCGGUUGCCGGAGUGUCGAAGAAAAACGUUCCCUGGAAAUUCUCCUAAAAGAAAAGCCAUUGAACCGAACGAAAUUAAAACAGUUUUGCCUAAGGUUUACCGUACCAUCUGUUCACAGAGCGCUGCUAUGGAAUUUAUUGUUAGGUUUAGCUCCUGUAUUUUGUGAUUCACACGAUUAUGUUAUGGCACAAUGGUCAAUGGUCUACGACGAUCUCCUUCGAGCUUUAAAAGUUCUACGCUUGAUCGAUGACAAAACAUCCAAAUCGAGAAUUUUUUACGCAAUGUGGCUCUUGGAGAAUCGGAAGCUGAAGGCCGGUGUUAAUAUCAAUAUAGACCAUACGUUUGUCGACAUAACCGAGGUUUUAAAUGGAAGUUCAAUAUCGGAGAACGACGUCGAUCUGUACUGCAUUGCCAAAGGCUUUUACGAUAUUACACUGGAGAUUAGUCGUGAUUUUGCUAAAAUGAAAGAUUUAACUUAUUUGCUGUUGGAAAAGGAGGAUAAUGCAGUGUUCAAGCAUUUGAACAGUCUAGACAUUUUACGUGCACUGCCAAUGGAAAAAUGGUAUUCAUCAUGCUUUGCUGGUGUACUGCCGAAAUUGUCUUUGAUUCGCAUUUGGGACAAAAUUUGCGGAAAAUCGAAGAAAAUCAUCGUUUUUGUAUUUAUCGUCUUACUCAAUACGCAGCGAGUGAAAGUGUUUCGAUUCAAAACUGUCAAAGAAGUACUGGACCAUAUCGAUACGAUAAAAGAAAAUCAAGAAAAAGGCGAUCUCAUCGUUACCAAAUCCAUUGAAUUGUGGCAACAAAAUCGAUCACACAGAUCGCAAAAUGAUUGAGGAAAAAUUGUGUGUUUAACUUUUCAUAUUUUUAAUUAAAAAAGAAAAUUACUGGCCGUCUUAACAA
This is a messenger RNA of Bradysia coprophila, 1124 nucleotides long. RefSeq names its product TBC1 domain family member 7 (gene TBC1d7). NCBI's taxonomy places the organism in Eukaryota, Metazoa, Arthropoda, Insecta, Diptera, Sciaridae. The record is from RefSeq and is a predicted model, not a curated record. Gene Ontology annotation, molecular function: GTPase activator activity. Gene Ontology annotation, biological process: negative regulation of TOR signaling; activation of GTPase activity.